AAAGGUGAGGAAGAAAGCCGUGAGAUCUAGAAGGCAUCUAAAAAUGCACCCCAGAGGGAGGAUUGGCAGAGGACCGUUCCCAGAGAUUGGGUUUUCAUCCAGCUGUAGUCAGAGGCUCUGUAGCCUUCACGGCUGUGCCUUUUAAAGGCAUCCCAGUCCAGCCCAGAAUUGGUCAGAUUCCAGAAGAUCUGAGGCUGAACUCAAACCAAAGACGUUUGGAAGUGUAAGAGACCCUCCAGAUGAUUGUCUUUAUGGAAAGGAAAGUGAGUCCCCAAGAGGCGCGGGGCUCUGAGAACACAGCUGGUUAUGCGCCCCCGCCUGAACCUUAAGACAGUGCCUGCAUCUUUAUCACGAAAGCGAUCGUUUAUGCACAAUGUGUGGUGCUUAGUGCUUUGUAUGAUUUCAUAAUCCUCGCCACAGCCCUGUGAGGAAAGUACUACUAUUAACCCCACUUUUAUAGAUGAAGCCUAGAAAAGUCAAGUUAUUUGGCCAAAGUCAACAGCCUGGAGAGGUCUAGGAGCCGGAUUCUAACCCAGAAAGGAUGUAUUUAGAAUAAGGUUUAAUCACAAUGCAGUAUGUUAGUGGCUUUUACUUCGCAUUUUGGUGAGGGAGGAAGGUUGUUGUGGUUAGGAUCUUGCGUGCUGGGGUUUUCUGCAACGAGGAACUGUCCCUCUGGGGACACAUUCAGGCCCCAAACCCCUCUCUCAGCUUCUCUCCCUCUUGGCUUGGGAAUCUGUAACUCCCGAGUGCGAUGCUCCCGCCGCCAGUAGGCGGCACCGUCGCCCUUAGCAGCCAGGUCCGUUACCCCGGGUCACCGGGGAACCAGGAAAGGCCGCUGGGAGUCCAAGUAAAAUUUCUGGCACGCUGGCCGCCUGGCCGAGCUCGGCUCUCCAGGUGUCCCUCAGCGUGCCCACCGCCUCCGCCCGCCCGGCUGCCGCGAGCAUGCGCAGUACCUCUCGAGGUUUGCAAAUUCCCGGGGACCGUGGCGCGUGCCCCGCCCCGCCCGCUGUGCCCGCCCCCGGCGCUCGCGCACCCGCCUGCGGUUCGCCUGCGCCGCCCGGGAGACCGCCACUUCCGGGCUGGUCCUGGGCCGCUGGGGGCGCCGCCGUUGCGCGGCGCGGCCUGGGCGGGGCGGCCGGGUGCUCAGGAGUGCGGCAGCGGCGGCUGGAGCGCAGCAGCCAGCCUCUCGCACCGCAGCCUGCCCGCCAGCCCGCCGCCGCCGCCCGGAGCGAUGGCCGGGAGCAGCUCGCUGGAGGCGGUGCGGAGGAAAAUCCGGAGCUUGCAGGAGCAGGCGGACGCCGCGGAGGAGCGCGCGGGCAGUCUGCAGCGCGAGCUGGACUACGAGAGGAAGCUGAGGGAGACCGCUGAAGCCGACGUAGCUUCUCUGAACAGACGCAUCCAGCUGGUUGAGGAAGAGUUGGAUCGUGCCCAAGAGCGACUGGCAACAGCUUUGCAGAAGCUGGAGGAGGCCGAGAAGGCCGCAGACGAGAGCGAGAGGUGAGCACGCCUCUCCCAGCCCACCUUUCCCAGCUAAUGGGAUGAGAACAGCUACCUUCUUUAUAGGAAAAAGUACAUGAAGACAAGUAUGUUUUUGUUAUAACUUCGGUCCACUUUCAAGCUGAAGCUUCCCACCAGUAAAAGGAAGAAAUCCCAUUAUUUGUAUAGCAAGUCAGGUAUGUUGGCUUUUCCUGUUUCCAUGCCUCCCAGUUUCUAACAGGAUCCUGAUGUGGUACCUUUCAUUUAGCAUUAGAUCCCUGGACAGUUUCACCAGUAUCAAAAGUGAGGUUUCAUUCACAAUAAACAGAGAAGUGUAUGGCUUUUUUUGCCUUCAGCUCUGGAAACUCUUGCCUCAUGGUUUGGAAAGUAAAAGUGGCUCUGUGCUCUGUUUUGGUCUGCCAGUUACACCAGGCCGCACAAACCCAUGCAGUGCAGUGUGGGUUUAUGUUGGUCGUCUCUAAACCUUGGGUCUUCCUGCUUGUCUUCCUUUUCAGAGGCAUGAAAGUCAUUGAAAGUCGAGCCCAAAAAGAUGAGGA
Molecule: messenger RNA, 2033 nt
Organism: Lutra lutra (Eurasian river otter)
Lineage: Eukaryota; Metazoa; Chordata; Mammalia; Carnivora; Mustelidae
Gene: TPM1
Product: tropomyosin 1
Exons: 3
Coding region: 752-1501 (249 amino acids)
Biological process (GO): actin filament organization; cardiac muscle contraction
Cellular component (GO): actin filament
Molecular function (GO): actin filament binding
Source: RefSeq, a predicted model, not a curated record